Aspergillus mulundensis is the source of this 1206-nucleotide messenger RNA. Its product is annotated as EXS domain-containing protein. Bases 1 to 1206 code for a protein of 401 amino acids. The transcript is spliced from 5 exons. Gene Ontology annotation, cellular component: membrane; cytoplasm. The record is from RefSeq and is a predicted model, not a curated record. Lineage: Eukaryota; Fungi; Ascomycota; Eurotiomycetes; Eurotiales; Aspergillaceae.
AUGGGUCCUGAUCAGCAUGCUCAAUUGGAUGCCUUCAGUCUCUUCCUCCCCUUCCCUUCUCGCGUUGCCGUCUUAUUGUUAGCAGGAUUCUGGGGUUGGGCUGCCAAUCUUCAGUAUCUCCAUCAGAAUAAUAUUGACGUCCUCGCAUUGAUCCGGUAUCAUACUCGGCAGUCUGCUAACCAACGGACGCCCCACGUCUCCGCGUACCAUCUCGCCGGCCUCCUGACCUUUCCUCUACUAUUGUCGCUCCUGAUCUUUUGGCCAGUCACCCACGGCUCCAGAGAAUGGGUUGAAUCCGUUGACUACAUUCCGCAAGCAUACCUCAUUAUCCUGUUCAUCCUCCUUCUACUCCCUUUCAACCGAUUAUCUCGAUCUGGACGGCGCAGAUUCCUAUCUACAUUACGACGUAUCAGCAUUGGCGGGCUAGCGGAAGCCCAAGACGGCAAAUUCGGCGAUAUUCUACUGGCGGACGCUCUUACAAGCUAUGCGAGAGUCAUUGCAGACCUUGUGGUUACCUUUUGCAUGUUCUUUAGUGCCGAGACGUCAAGCACAUCGAAACCGGACCGACACUGUGGCUUUAGCUUCACUAUCCCCUUGGUCCUUGCCAUACCAAGCAUCAUCCGAUUGAGACAAUGCUUGAUCGAGUAUUUCCGCGUGCGCCGAACAGGCUUCAAGAGUGGCAACACGGGCGGGCAACAUCUGGCCAAUGCUCUCAAAUAUGCCAGCGCCUUCCCGGUUAUUCUGAUUGCUGCGAAAUUGAGGAACUAUAGCCCUCUCAACUUCCACGGUAUCAGCGAAGUGACACUAUCUAGAGUCCUCUACUUCUUUACCUUCAUUAACUCUUCCUACUCUUUCUACUGGGAUGUCACAAAGGAUUGGGAUUUGACCUUGUUCUCCGAAUCGCGAAACGAUAACGAGUAUCCGUUUGGGCUACGUUACCACCGUUAUUUCACUGAUCGACAGUAUUAUACGGCCAUUGCUGUUGACUUUGCUGUCCGCUUCUCCUGGAUGUCCAAGUUCCUGCCAGGGUUCGGCUGGCUCAGUGAAACAGAGUUUGGACUUUUUGUGCUCAUGUUCUCCGAGGUCAUUCGUCGAUGGAUGUGGGUUUUUAUUCGAGUAGAAGCUGAGUGGAUUCGGAACAGCCGAGGGCCAGCCCCGAACGAUGUGCUACUUGGAGAAUACAGCGACAAACUGGACACAGACUGA